Molecule: messenger RNA, 978 nt
Organism: Schistocerca serialis cubense
Lineage: Eukaryota; Metazoa; Arthropoda; Insecta; Orthoptera; Acrididae
Exons: 2
Coding region: 1-978 (325 amino acids)
Source: RefSeq, a predicted model, not a curated record
AUGAUCAUCAAUCGAAGAGGAAAUCAACAUUCUGACAUAGAAAUAACUGGGGAGGGGGCGGCGCAGGGAGGGGGCGGCGCAGGGAGGGGGCGGCGCAGGGAGGGGGCGGCGCAGGGAGGGGGCGGCGCAGGGAGGGGGCGGCGCAGGGAGGGGGCGGCGCAGGGAGGGGGCGGCGCGGGGACCGGGCGGCGCGGGGACCGGGCGGCGCGGGGACCGGGCGGCGCGGGGACCGGGCGGCGCGGGGACCGGGCGGCGCGGGGACCGGGCGGCGCGGGGACCGGGCGGCGCGGGGACCGGGCGGCGCGGGGACCGGGCGGCGCGGGGACCGGGCGGCGCGGGGACCGGGCGGCGCGGGGACCGGGCGGCGCGGGGACCGGGCGGCGCGGGGACCGGGCGGCGCGGGGACCGGGCGGCGCGGGGACCGGGCGGCGCGGGGACCGGGCGGCGCGGGGACCGGGCGGCGCGGGGACCGGGCGGCGCGGGGACGGGGCGGCGCGGGGACGGGGCGGCGCGGGGACGGGGCGGCGCGGGGACGGGGCGGCGCGGGGACGGGGCGGCGCGGGGAUGGGGCGGCGCGGGGAUGGGGCGGCGCGGGGAUGGGGCGGCGCGGGGAUGGGGCGGCGCGGGGAUGGGGCGGCGCCGGGAUGGGGCGGCACCGGGAUGGGGCGACGCAGGGAUGGGGCGGCGCAGGGAUGGGGCGGCGCAGGGAUGGGGCGGCGCAGGGAUGGGGCGGCGCAGGGAUGGGGCGGCGCAGGGAUGGGGCGGCGCAGGGAUGGGGCGGCGCAGGGAUGGGGCGGCGCAGGGAUGGGGCGGCGCAGGGAUGGGGCGGCGCAGGGAUGGGGCAGUGCAGGGAUGGGGCAGUGCAGGGAUGGGGCAGUGCAGGGAAGGAGCAGUGCAGGGAAGGAGCAGUGCAGGGAAGGAGCAGUGCAGGGAAGGAGCAGUGCAGGGAAAGAGCGAUACAGGGAAAGGACAGUAUAG